This is a messenger RNA of Talaromyces rugulosus, 1593 nucleotides long. RefSeq lists its product as uncharacterized. Gene Ontology annotation, biological process: transmembrane transport. NCBI's taxonomy places the organism in Eukaryota, Fungi, Ascomycota, Eurotiomycetes, Eurotiales, Trichocomaceae. The record is from RefSeq and is a predicted model, not a curated record. The transcript is spliced from 2 exons. Gene Ontology annotation, molecular function: transmembrane transporter activity. Bases 1 to 1593 code for a protein of 530 amino acids.
AUGAGUGUACUUCCACCAGUGAUAAACAACCGAGACGGUAUCAAGCCUCUUCCGGAAGAGAAACAAAAGGAUCAAAACGCAGUACCAGACGAGAAUGAAAAGAAGAAAACCCCUCCACCGCAAGAUGAUGCUCCAUACUGCGUUCUUCCGGAGCGUCAAAAGGUUUCCUUGAUGCUCCUUGCUUCUUUCGCUGCUGUUAUCUCGCCGAUAUCAAGCAGCAUCUACUUUCCUGCCAUCAAUAAUAUUGCUAGAGACUUGGAUGUUUCUAUUAACCUAGUCAAUUUGACAAUUACAACCUACUUGAUCUUCCAAGGACUUGCCCCGUCGUUUAUUGCAAACUUUUCCGAUAUCCAUGGCAGACGACCAGCAUACUUGAUCUGUUUUACAGUUUAUCUCGCCGCCAACAUUGGGCUAGCCUUCCAGACGUCGUAUCCGGCCUUAAUGGUGCUUCGUUGCUUGCAGAGUUCGGGAAGCAGUGGAACAAUCGCGCUGGGAAGCGCAACCGUGUCUGAUUUAUCAACCAGAGCCGAGCGAGGAAAGUAUAUCGGCUACGCUACUAUGGGUGUCACUCUAGGACCAGCACUGGGUCCUGUCAUUGGCGGUUUGCUGGAUCAUUUCCUUGGCUGGAGAUGGAUAUUUUGGUUCCUGGUUAUUCUGUCUGGAACUUUCGGCGCAAUAAUCGUGAUAUUCUACCCGGAGACCUGCCGCACCGUGGUCGGAAACGGCUCAGUGCCGGCACCAAAGUGGAAUCGUUCGAUAGUCCAGAUCAUAGGCAGCAAGUUGCGGCCUAAUCGGUCAACAGAGCAAAAUCCCAACUAUGCCACUCUUCAAAAUCAAGGCAAACGCCGCGCUAAUCCUCUAGCAGCAGCCUUGAUCGCGACAGAUAGGGAACCUCUCAUGAUCCUAAUAUAUGGAUCGUUACUAUACGCUGGAUUCAUGUCCAUCAUGAGCACCCUGACAACCGAGUUACAAAGUCGGUUUGGGUUCAACUCGAUCCAGAUCGGAUUAUGCUAUCUUCCUCUGGGCGUCGGCAGCCUGACUUCACGAUGGACUGUCGGUUAUCUGUUAGAUUGGAAUUUUAAGCGCGAAGCUGCGCGUCAGGGACUCGCCAUUGUAAAAAACCGACAGCAAGAGAUUGAGAAAUUCAACAUUGAGGUCGCCCGAUUAACCAUUACCCUUCCGCUAGUUUAUUUUGGCGCCCUUUGUCUUAUCGCAUAUGGAUGGGUUAUGCAGUACAAAACCGCACUGGCAGGGCCCAUGGUGAUGCUGUUUUUCAUGGGCCAUUGUACCACCGCCGCCUUCAGCUCGUUGAACACGCUCAUCGUGGACACACAUCGCCAGAGCCCAGCCACCGCUGUCGCUGCAAAUAACCUGUGGAGGUGUCUGGUGGGCGCUGGGGCGAUUGCUGCAGCCAAUCCUUUAAUUGACCGUAUCGGUAUUGGCUGGACGGGGUCAUUUAUUGCCUUCUUAUGGAUUAUUUUCAGUCCGAUUCUGUGGGCUGUCUAUAAACGGGGGCAUGGGUGGCGGGAGGCUUCACGAAUAAAGAGCGCAGACGCCGAGGCGUUGAAGAAUGUUGAAAAAGGCACCGGUUAA